AUGGUGAUGAAUGACGAUGAUUCCGUUGAUUUGUCAAUAUUCUCUCCCAAGGCUAGAGAGUACCUCGUGGCUACUGUCGAUGGCUUUGGCAUUGUGGUGGAGACAAUCUAUGUUAUUCUAUUUCUCAUAUAUGCUCCAAAAGUGACAAGGGGUAGAACUCUCAUUUUGGCUGUGAUUUUGGAUGUGGCAAUUUCGACAGUAGCAGUAGUUACUACUCAAUUAGCAUUGCAAAGAGAAGCUCGUGGUGGUGUUGUUGGUGUUAUGGGAGCAGGCUUAAACAUUGUUAUGUAUUUCUCACCUCUCUCUGCCAUGUACGAAUUCGUUCUAGCACGAAAUGUUUUACCACUGCUCACCACCGUUAAUUUGUGUCAAAGGAUUUGA
Molecule: messenger RNA, 381 nt
Organism: Glycine soja
Lineage: Eukaryota; Viridiplantae; Streptophyta; Magnoliopsida; Fabales; Fabaceae
Product: bidirectional sugar transporter SWEET17-like
Exons: 4
Coding region: 1-381 (126 amino acids)
Biological process (GO): carbohydrate transport
Molecular function (GO): sugar transmembrane transporter activity
Source: RefSeq, a predicted model, not a curated record